Bombyx mori (domestic silkworm) is the source of this 6311-nucleotide messenger RNA. RefSeq names its product trithorax group protein osa (gene osa). The transcript has 20 exons. Gene Ontology annotation, biological process: chromatin remodeling; positive regulation of DNA-templated transcription; regulation of transcription by RNA polymerase II. The record is from RefSeq and is a predicted model, not a curated record. Lineage: Eukaryota; Metazoa; Arthropoda; Insecta; Lepidoptera; Bombycidae. Gene Ontology annotation, molecular function: DNA binding; nucleosome binding. The coding region runs from base 905 to 5911 and encodes 1668 amino acids. Gene Ontology annotation, cellular component: brahma complex; SWI/SNF complex; nucleoplasm.
UGCUGAUCUAUUCAAAGUCGGUGUUGCAAUAGCGGAGUUUUUCUCGUAAAUAUACGAUACUAAAAUCUUUCAAUAAUACUAUACAACAAUAGAAAUGUUAUGGUUUAUCUAAAGGUGUUUUUUUAAAUAUGUCAUCAAUUUUCUUUAAAUAUUAAUAAGAUAAAAGAUACGGGUUAAAUGUUCUGAAGUUGUAUACGAUUGCAUUGGCGCCACGGGAAGUGAGUUAAUUUUUUAAUGUUGGUACACCUGCCUAACUACGUGGUCGCAGUAGAUCUCAAAAAUGUAAACAUGUAUUGAUAAUACUACGAAUAGAAUCAUAAUGAUUCAUUAAAUUGAUAAUUUUAUCUAUUCUGUAACUAUCCGUAUCAAUAAAUUUGGUAAAAUAGUAUCACCAUUCCAUUUGAAAUUAAAAUUGAAUAAUUCCAAUUUAUAACCGAAGUGAACAUAGUCAAAAGCGCCGUCGAGCGCUGCAGAAAUUGAAGUCCGUAAUGGCGGACGCUAAUAAUUUGGAAGUUUUGUGAACCUAUUGUUCUGUUUUUCGUAAUUCAGGCUGUUUACGUACCCAGGAAUGCGCGUCGUUAUAUGUGGACGUAUACGGUGUGUGAUAAUCGUGCAAGUGUAUUGAAAUGUUGUAUUAUGACGUGACAAAAGCGCCUGCUAGAUAUGUAACCUUUUCCCUAACCUCGUUUACGCCAAUGAAGUAGAUAUGUGAUCGAUGUGUGUUCGUCGACAAACGAUAUUUAGUACGUUUUUCAUUACAAUCAGUGCGUAAUUAAUCAGUAUUUUAGUGAUGGAAGUGUCCACGUCGCGGUUUUGGAAUCCGACGCCCGAUUUCGAUGUAACGUAAGCGAGCCGGUCGAUCGCAAAAGCGAGUGUAAGCAGGGACGGCCGUUGUCAGCCGAACAUGGCUGCGACGCAGGCAGAGUCCCAGCGAAGCGAAGCGAACGUUGAGCAAAAUCCUCCGGAACAGCUCAGUGAAUCUCGGAACGCUCUAUUACAAAACGGCACCGACAAGACCAUUGGGCGCGUUCCGCCCGAUGGCGUCGUGAACACAAAGAGCAAGUCGCCUAUGUCGGCCGAAACGGGCCCGCCACGCGACGGUGGCGAGGCGCCCGGCCACGAUCGGCCCGGAGAGCGGCCGUUAACGGACCAGUAUGGUCAGUAUAGAUACCCGGAAGCCGCAGAUCCGUAUUACGCGCGGCCUGGUUUUCCCGGUAAACCAAGGCCACCUCCGCAGCAACCACGUUUCUUUCCUGGGCAAGCGGUAUCACAAGCACCAGGGCCCACGCCGACGUUAAACUCGCUAUUACAGUCGAGCGGGGCGCCGCCACAUCGUUACCCAAACAGCUAUGAACAGCCCCCGGCGGGCUAUGGGCCAGGAUGGCCUCCACGCCCUAUGCCACCCUACAAUCCUCAAAGCAGUCCAUAUAGAAAUUCAACACCACCUCGGGGAUACGUAGCACCUCCUUACGGCGCUGGAGCGCCAGGAGGACCCCAACAACCCCCGGGAGCUUAUGGCCCUCCAGGUGCUUACCCUCAAAGGUAUCCGCCGCCGCCUGGCCCGCCCGGAGCGCCGAAUUCACGACCGCCCUUCUCGUCACAUCAAGGAUAUGAACGGGGCGGCUCCCCGCAACCUCAAUCCCAGCCACCGGGCGCGCCCAGUCCUGGGGCCUCGAGUGCACCAGGUGCGAUGUCCCCAACCCAAGACUCGCAACAUCCACCGCAUAUGCCACCUCAUGGAUCACAGCCACCGCAGCAUCAAGGUUACCCUCCUCCGUCAAGGCCACCGCAGACGUCCACGCCGAACACCCAAGACCCAGAAUCUGAUCUGACAGGGCAGAACAGCAAUGACUCUGGUGGAAGCGGGGGUGCGGGUCGCGCCACCACGCCGCACCUGAGACCUACGCCCAGCCCAACCGGCUCCAGCGGCUCGCGAUCGAUGUCACCCGCUGUUGGUACACAGAACGUUGCGAUGCCGCCGAGAACGCCGUCGUCGAUGCCCGAGGGAGGCGGACAGGCGCGGGCGCCGACGCCCGGUGCCGGGCCGCCGCCGGGCGCCAUGGUGCCUCAGCCCUAUCCGCACCACGCCGCGUACAAGGCGCCGCACUACCCCCCGCAACCGCCCUACGGAUAUCCGCCGGCCAGGAACCAUCAUCCUUACUCGUACGGAUACCGGCCGCCGCCGCCGCAUCCGCCUCAGCAUUAUCCACCGCUCAAGCAGGCGGGAGCGCGGCACAUGGGGCCGAUGGGCGCGGGCGGGGAGGGCGCCAUGCCGCCGCCCACCGCGCCGCUGGAGCACGACAACGGUCCCGCGCCGCCCGCCACCGCGCUCGUCACCACCGGCCCCGACGGCGCGCCCCUCGACGAGGGCAGCCAGCAGAGCACGCUCAGUAACGCUUCCGCAGCUUCCGGCGAGGAGUGCUCGUCCGGCAAGGGCCGCAAGGAGUACAGCGGCAGCGCGGCGCCCUCGCCCUCCCCGGGAGGCGCGUCCCACUCCUCGCUGCACGAUGACUACGACGCGUCGCCCUCCUCCUGGCCGCGUCCGCCCUCCUCGCCCGUGUUUAACAGUCACAUACCGCCGGAGACCUACAGAUCAAAGGCUGAAAACCAAAGGAAACGUCGCGUAGGAGAGUCUUCGUCAGGCCCGAAGUCGGACUCGCUGGGCAAGCUGUACGAGAUGGACGAGUCGCCGGAGCGGCGCGGCUGGGUGGAGCGCCUGCUCGCCUUCAUGGAGGAGCGCCGCACGCCCAUCGCCGCCUGCCCCACCAUCUCCAAGCAGCCGCUCGACCUGUACCGCCUCUACCUGCUCGUGCGGGACCGCGGCGGCUUCGUCGAGGUGACCAAGAAUAAGACGUGGAAGGACAUCGCCGGUCUGCUCGGCAUCGGCGCCUCGUCGUCGGCCGCGUACACGCUGCGCAAGCACUACACGAAGAACCUGCUGGCGUACGAGUGCCACUUCGACCGCGGCGGCAUCGACCCGCAGCCCAUCAUCAACCAGGUCGAGGCUUCCACCAAGAAGAAGGGCGGGAAGGCGAACAACGCCGCCAGCGCGGCGGGCUCGUCCAACGCGGCGGAGUCGUUCGGGGCGGGGGGAGGCGCGGGGGGCGGGCCGGGCGCGGCGCCGCUGGACUAUCCGCCGCAGUACGCGCCCUACCCGCCGCAACCCAACCACGCCCAGGGCGGCGGCGCGGGCGGCGACAACCUCGCCGCCUCCAACCCAUUCGACGAGCCGCCGCGCCGCCCUCCAGGUUACCAGCAAGGCUACGGUUAUGAGUAUGGCCCUCCGUACCAGCCUAACAGGCCGGUCUACCCACCUUAUGGCCCCGAAGGUGACAGGGGGUACCGUCCGGGCGGCGGCGCUGGCGGAGGCGGCGGCGAGUACCAGUACGGGGGGUACGGGGGCGCCUACCGCGGCGGAGCGCCCGCCCCGCCCGGCACGCCGCCCCCGCCCCCCGCCGCGCAGCCCUACCCGGACUACUACCGACACCAGCCGCCGCACCAGCCGCAGCACCCGCCCCAACACCCGCCCCAGCACCCGCCGCAACACCAGCCGCCGCAUCAGCCCCCGCACGACGCGCAGAGUGUCGGUAACCUAAUGAGCUCGCAGCUCGCGCGGCAGCUCGUGGCGCCCCUGCCGCCCGCCGCGCGCCCCUACUAUGGGGGCGGCAAGCCGAUACCGGGAGGCGGGGCUGCCCCGGGCGGCGCCAGCAGUCCGCGCCGACAUCCGGACUUCGCGAAAGGCGAGGGCGCUGGGUACGCCGGUGCGCCGGGUGCGGUGGGCGGCGUGGGCGCGGUGGGCGCGGCGGGUGCCAGGUUCGGCGGCGCGUGGGCAGGCGCCUUCCCACGCGCGCCACAACCGCCCGCGCCCUCGGCAGCGUGGCGCCCGCCGCCCGCCGGCCCCCAGCCGCCACCAGCCUGGACACACCAACCUUACCCCUCACAGACGAGCGGUGGUCCAACGUGGGGCGGAGCACCGCGACCUCCCACCCAAGACGGCUAUCCACCAUCAUCUGUUCCAUCGACUGGCGUGACGACAGCUGGAACGCAAAUAAAGCGAGAACUAACAUUUCCCACUGAGUGCGUCGAGGGCGCCGUACCCAGCGCAGAGAAGCGGCGGCGACUCACCCGCGCUGACGUGGCCCCCGUCGACGCCUGGCGUAUCAUGAUGGCCCUCAAGUCCGGCCUUCUGGCAGAAACUUGCUGGGCGCUCGAUAUCCUCAACAUUCUACUCUUCGACGACAAUUGCAUAGGAUACUUCGGGCUCCAACACAUGCCGGGCUUGCUCGACCUGUUGCUCGAACACUUUCAUCGAAGCCUCAGCGACGUGUUCGACGCGCCUCCCACAGAUGAAGAUCCGUGGUAUGCGCCUCCUCGGUCGCCGACACCUCCCCCCGCCCCGCGGCCCGCCGCCGCCCCGCCCGACCCCGCCCACCGCGUGCGGGUGAUCUCCGGCGAGAACUACACGCUGCAGUCACGCCGCCGGCAUCCCGUGCACCUGCGCUCCGAUGACGAACUGUUCGCGCCAGAGGACGAACCCGAAGAUCCGCCCGACGGCGUCCAGGACGUGCUGGAGCCCUGGCAGCUCUCACCAGCUCCGCCGGCCGCCGCCCACCUUGUGCCCUGCUUCCGGGCUGAGCAUCUCCAUCUCCAGUUUGCGCGCGUCAUGCCGGCGCGACGGCGGCCCUCCCCCCCGCCGCCCUCACCCGCACCCGAGCCCCGCCUCGCCACCCCGCCCCCUCCGCCGGAAACGCCGCGACCAGAUUCAGACGAUCUCGACGAGCAACCCAUGGAUCUAGAACCGGAGCGCAGGCCCGCUCUAGUGGUGCGCGAUCCAGCCGGAGUCCUCAAACGGCGCCGCCUCGAGGAUUAUGAAGACGAAUGUUAUGAACGCGACGAACCCAGUCUCAAUUUAAUCAGUGAAACGAGGGACGCUCUGGCGCGACGUUGCAUCGCCCUAUCGAACAUUUUGCGCGGACUCACUUUCGUUCCCGGUAACGAAGUAGAAUUUUCACGGUCAGGUGCGUUCUUGGCGCUAGCCGGCAAACUGCUGCUGCUGCAUCACGAGCACGCGCCCCGAGCGGCCCGGGCCCGCGCCUACGAGCGCGCGGCGCGGGACGACGCGGACGCGGCCGCCUGCUGCUCGUCGCUGCGCGGCGGGGCCGAGUGGUGGUGGGACACGCUGGCGCAGCUCCGCGAAGACGCCCUCGUCUGCUGUGCGAACAUAGCGGGCGGCGUGGAACUUGCGGGGCAGCCCGAGGCCGUGGCGCGGCCCCUGCUGGACGGCCUGCUGCACUGGAGCGUGUGUCCGGCUGCCGUCGCGGGAGACGCUCCUCCGGCCGCGGGCGCCGCCUCCCCUCUGUCGCCGCGCAGGCUCGCGCUGGAGGCGCUGUGCAAGCUCUGCGUGACGGAUGCGAACGUGGACCUGGUGCUGGCGACACCGCCGCGCGGUCGCAUCGCGGCGCUGUGUGCCGGCCUGGCGCGGGACCUGUGCCGGCCGGAGCGGCCUGUGGUGCGAGAGUUCGCCGUGAACCUGCUGCACUACCUGGCGGGCGCUGGCGAGCCGGUGGCGCGCGAGGUGGCGCGACACCCUCCGGCGGUGGCGCAGCUGGUCGCCUUCAUCGAGCGCGCCGAGCAGACGGCGCUGGGGGUGGCCAACCAGCACGGCGUGGCGGCGCUGCGGGACAACCCGGACGCGAUGGGCACGAGCCUGGACAUGCUGCGGCGCGCGGCCGCCACGCUGCUGCGGCUGGCGCGCCACCCGGACAACCGCCCGCUGAUCCGCCGCCACGAGCGCCGGCUGCUGUCGCUGGUCAUGAGCCAGAUCCUCGACCAGAAGGUGGCGCACGAGCUGGCGGACGUGCUGUACUUCUGCAGCCAGCAGCGCGUGGACGACGACCUCCAGGAACAUUGAGUCGAGUGAUAGUGACUGUGAGUGACGGCGGACGGUUACCCCGCGGGUGCUCUGUACAUAUAGGCUUACGGACCGCCGCCCUCGCCGACUGAACGAAACUUCUUUGUUAUUUAUGUCCAUGAUGGUUUAUUUACACGGAUGUCAAUGUGCUAUAAUCGAUUUCUAUUGUUCGAUUGAGAAAGAUGUAUUAUAACUCGUAAUUUUGAUUUUUAUAAUAAAAUGGGACUUGAAUCUGUUUAUUGGUUUUAUGAUGGAGAAUUUAUACCGAAGUACCCUUAGCGCCUUUGUCUAUAAGAGAACCUAGUGGAAGAGUGUGAGGAGCUUAUGUGGGCUAUAAGUUUAGUUAAGUUUAAUGUGAAUUAUUACAAUAAUCUAUAAUAUAUUGAAAUUGAAUCUGAAA